Penicillium chermesinum is the source of this 1047-nucleotide messenger RNA. RefSeq names its product J domain-containing protein. The transcript has 4 exons. Lineage: Eukaryota; Fungi; Ascomycota; Eurotiomycetes; Eurotiales; Aspergillaceae. The record is from RefSeq and is a predicted model, not a curated record. The coding region runs from base 1 to 1047 and encodes 348 amino acids.
AUGUCUUCACUCCUACCGUUUAUUGGGUGGGCUGUUCUUCCCAACUAUGCGACGAGUUUCCUCCAGAGUAUCUAUUAUGGCAUUACCAUUCGAGCCGGUGAUCCCAGACCUAUGCCACAAACCCUUCGUUACGAACGAGAUCGCCGCCGUAUCUUCAUCUUUGUGAUUGUCGCAUACCUCCUCUACACCCUCUACGAAACCUUCCAUCAAGUUCAAUUAGCGGGAGACUUUUACAAGGCACUAGGCGUAUCGCCCUUUGCAGAUGAACGAACAAUCAAGUCUCGGUUUCGUCGACUUGCUGCCCAGCACCACCCGGAUAAGAUUGGACUCGAGGGUGGCUCUGAGGCGUACUUCAUGUAUCUGCGUCGAGCUCAAGAAACACUGGUCGAUCCGGUGAAACGCUUUGCGUACGAUCGUUUUGGCCCUGACAUGCAGAAUUGGGGGAGCAGAGGACUGCGCUACGCUGUCGGUUUCGUGACGAUGAUGGUGCUGAAUUGGCUGUGGUGGGCGAAUUGGGGACGAUACUGGCGCUUUUAUACCUUCGCUGCAUUGCUCACUCUCGAGCUCACCUUGAUCACCCACCCACAAGCCGUCUUCAUGCCGACUGCAUACCUUCCUACUUUUGUGUCCGCUUGGCUACCGAAGAACUCCUUCUACCUACUCCCUUUUCAGAUCUUGACUCUCGCUCGCCGCGCAUCGAUUACCCUGCACAUAUUCAUUUCACAGGCGGCUCCUCCUCAGAGUGGUAGUCUAAGCAUCGGUGGAGAUAAGAUUCCUCAAGCCACCCUUCAAAGACUCAGUCAGCUCGCCGCUGCGACUCGGGCGACCGACGUUGAGGCGACACGGAUGCUUCAGCUUGGCUUGGCGCCGUUCCGAGGCGAUCGCGAGAGCGUCUCCGCUCUGCGGCGAGGGAUGCAAGAAGGCCUGAUUCAGGAGGGGUGCGGCUCAGUCCAGAGGUGCAGCGAGCUGUUGCGCAGGUCGCUGAACGGCGUGAAAGAGAGAAAGAGAUGCCGAGCGACUAAAAGUAUUGCAUCCUUGGUUCCGUAA